Triticum aestivum (bread wheat) is the source of this 3146-nucleotide messenger RNA. RefSeq names its product beta-glucosidase BoGH3B. Bases 904 to 2898 code for a protein of 664 amino acids. Gene Ontology annotation, biological process: glucan catabolic process. Lineage: Eukaryota; Viridiplantae; Streptophyta; Magnoliopsida; Poales; Poaceae. The transcript has 6 exons. The record is from RefSeq and is a predicted model, not a curated record. Gene Ontology annotation, molecular function: beta-glucosidase activity.
UAAGCAGAGUCCUUGGCGGCCGCACACCACACUAUUCCUGGCCUUUUGUUUCUUGCGAUUCCCGGGGCCGUUGUUGCCGUUGAGAUGCGAUGGCUCUCACGCGCUCUCGGCCGUCCCCGUUGUUUUCAGUUCGGCCUUCGUCGGAAGAGGGCAGCCAAUCCGCCGGAGGCAUGACUGCCAAAAUACGCAGAGGCGGGCGGUUGGAGGACCAGAGCAGAAGAGGACAUUUUCGGUUGCAUUGCAAUGGCGGCUUCCGUUUUGCAUGAUCGCACACCCCAACCACUCCUUGAUCGAUCGUCGAUGAACCUUAUCGCCGUCGAUCGCCUGCCCGGGUUAUAUAAGGGGGAAGGAGAGGGGCAGCGGGAAGAGCACGCCUCCUCCUCCUCGCCGCGCCUCUUCUUCCCAUCCACCAUAGCUACCCUCGCUCUGCCGUGCCGGUGCCCCCUUUCCGGUAAGAGACUCAUGCCAGCCGGCCACGGUUGUUUCUUGCGACCUCGUCAUGUGUCUCGUGCCAAAAACAAGGCGUGUCUUCUGUGAAACCCCCAAAAAAGUAGCGUGCCUCUUGCUGGAAGCAUUUAGUGUGUGUGCUUGGACUCCAACUGUCUGUCCAAGCGCGCCGGCCAUUCACGCGGCUUGGAUUUUCCCUCGCGGGAAGGGUCCCAAAUUUCCAAUCGGUUGCAACAAACGCAUUGAAUCUGGGUGUUUCACCACCCCAGUACUUCACCCCGCCCCACACCUCUCAUACCAAUAGUGCUCUCCCUCCCCCUGUUCUUGCAGCACUUGCAAAGGGACCGGCGCAAGCGCAAGGCAACCUGCUCGCCGUAGCUGCUGCCUCCUGGCCUCUUCUUCCUCAGCUUGCCUCCGGUCAGGCGGCUCCUGCCCCCGCUCCUGCGCCGGCACAGGAUGGCGCUGCUCACGGCGCCCGCGGUCUUCGCGGCCCUCCUGCUCUUCUGGGGCGUGCUCGGCGGCACCGACGCCGACUACCUGCUGUACAAGGACGCCGCCAAGCCCGUGGAGGACCGCGUCGCUGAUCUUCUGGGCAGGAUGACGCUCGCGGAGAAGAUCGGGCAGAUGACCCAGAUCGAGCGGCUCGUGGCCACGCCGGACGUGCUCCGGGACAACUUCAUCGGCAGCCUGCUCAGCGGCGGCGGCAGCGUGCCGCGGAAGGGCGCCACGGCCAAGGAGUGGCAGAACAUGGUGGACGGCUUCCAGCGGGCCUGCAUGUCCACGCGCCUCGCCAUCCCCAUGAUCUACGGCAUCGACGCCGUCCACGGCCAGAACAACGUCUACGGCGCCACCAUCUUCCCCCACAACGUCGGCCUCGGCGCCACCCGGGACCCGUACCUCGUCAAGAGGAUCGGCGAGGCCACCGCGCUCGAAGUCAGGGCCACCGGCAUCCAGUACGCCUUCGCACCAUGCAUCGCGGUGUGCAGAGAUCCGAGGUGGGGGCGGUGCUACGAGAGCUACAGCGAGGACCGCCGGAUCGUGCAGUCCAUGACGGAGCUCAUCCCGGGCCUGCAGGGCGACGUCCCCAAGAACUUCACCAGCGGCAUGCCUUUCGUCGCCGGGAAGAACAAGGUGGCAGCUUGCGCGAAGCACUUUGUGGGCGACGGCGGCACGGUGGACGGCAUCAACGAGAACAACACCAUCAUCAACCGCGAGGGCCUGAUGAACAUCCACAUGCCGGCGUACAAGAACGCCAUGGACAAGGGCGUCUCCACCGUCAUGAUCUCCUACUCCAGCUGGAACGGGGUCAAGAUGCACGCCAACCAAGACCUCGUCACCGGAUACCUCAAGGACACGCUCAAAUUCAAGGUAAAAAAUCAAAAAUCAAAUUCAAGUUCAGCUGCUCUUCAUGGCCUGGAGCAUUCUUCAGAUGUUCAGACGCUCAUCGCCAUUGUCGCAUCUUGUUUGCAGGGCUUCGUGAUCUCGGACUGGGAGGGCAUUGACAGGAUCACUACCCCUGCCGGAUCUGACUACUCCUACUCGGUCAAGGCUUCCAUUCUUGCCGGCCUUGACAUGAUCAUGGUGCCCAACAACUACGAGCAGUUCAUCAGCCUCCUGACUGGCCACGUCAACAGCGGCGUGAUCAACAUGAGCAGGAUCGACGACGCCGUGACCCGGAUCCUGCGGGUCAAGUUCACCAUGGGCCUCUUCGAGAACCCCUACGCUGACCCUGCCAUGAUGGAGCAGCUAGGAAAGCAGGAGCACAGAGAUCUGGCGAGGGAGGCGGCGAGGAAGUCGCUGGUGCUCCUCAAGAACGGCAAGACGCCGAGCGAUGCGCCGCUGCUGCCGCUGCCCAAGAAGGCGCCCAAGAUCCUGGUCGCCGGGAGCCACGCCGACAACCUGGGCUACCAGUGCGGGGGGUGGACCAUCGAGUGGCAGGGCGACACGGGCCGCACCACCGUGGGCACCACCAUCCUGGAGGCCGUGAAGGCCGCCGUGGACCCGUCGACGGUCGUGGUGUUCGCGGAGAACCCCGACGCGGAGUUCGUCAAGGGCGGCGGCUUCUCCUACGCGAUCGUGGCGGUGGGCGAGCACCCGUACACGGAGACCAAGGGCGACAACCUGAACCUGACCAUCCCGGAGCCCGGGCUGAGCACGGUGCAGGCGGUGUGCGGCGCCGUGCGGUGCGCGACGGUGCUCAUCAGCGGGCGGCCCGUGGUGGUGCAGCCGCUCCUGGCCGCCUCGGACGCGCUGGUGGCGGCGUGGCUGCCCGGCUCCGAGGGGCAGGGUGUCACCGACGCGCUGCUCGGCGACUACGGGUUCACCGGGAAGCUGCCGCGGACGUGGUUCAAGUCGGUGGACCAGCUGCCGAUGAACGUGGGCGACGCGCACUACGACCCGCUCUUCCCGCUCGGCUACGGCCUCACCACCAAAGGGACGAAGCAGUACUAGGCUAGGCUGCUUCACAUAGUAGACAGCAGGAUGGUACACCAUUAAUGGAUGGAUGGAGAUAGGAAAAUGGGACAUGAACCGUAGGUUCUUGCCUCCCGCCAUGGCUGCCGAUCGAUUCCUUUCGCUCGGUUGGUACUACUGCUAUUCUUUCUUACUUUCUUUGUUGCUGGUUGAUCUGGUGUAUUAUGGCUGAGUGAGAUCUCACUCUGGAGCAAGCAAUAUAUCCAAUCGAUGAGCUAUUUUAUUCA